Molecule: messenger RNA, 2072 nt
Organism: Tachysurus fulvidraco (yellow catfish)
Lineage: Eukaryota; Metazoa; Chordata; Actinopteri; Siluriformes; Bagridae
Product: urea transporter 2-like
Exons: 10
Coding region: 67-1428 (453 amino acids)
Biological process (GO): urea transmembrane transport
Cellular component (GO): membrane
Molecular function (GO): urea transmembrane transporter activity
Source: RefSeq, a predicted model, not a curated record
AGCCUGGUCAGCAGCUCUUUUACAGUUACUGUGAUUUUUUAAAUCUGGAUAAAACUGGCCUUAUUUAUGCCUGGAAUACUUUCAGAGGGUAUUUCAGAGAAUAUCACAAGUUUCUGUAGAACAUCUAAUACUGAACAAUUCAAGGAGCUGCAGCCCCUCAUGGCUGACACAGUAAUACAGACAGUAGCACUGAAGAAGUCACAGCAGAAUGAGCAGGAACACUCACAAACCAAGCUGUCUAAUGAUCAAAAGAUCAAAGCCAAACUUGCACGCUUCGUGUCAUACUUCUCUGGAGAUAUGGCUCCUUUCAGUGAGUGGAUGAAAGGACAGUGCAUAGUGCUUCAGAUUUUCGAUUGGGUUUUGAGAGGUGCAGCACAGGUCAUGUUUGUAAAUAACCCCAUAAGUGGACUGAUCAUCUUUGCUGGACUGAUCCUCCAGAACAGAUGGUGGGCUCUCAAUGGCUUUGUGGGCACCCUGUUUGCCACAAUCUCAGCUCUCAUUCUCAGACAAAAUAGAGGGGCAAUCGCAGCAGGCCUGUAUGGAUACAAUGGAAUCCUGGUUGGUCUUUUAAUGGCAGUCUUCUCCAAUGCAGGUGACUGGUACUGGUGGCUUCUGCUGCCCAAUAUCUUCAUGUCAAUGGCAUGCCCAAUCGUGUCCAGUGCCCUGGCCUCCAUCAACAGUCGGUGGGAUCUGCCGGUCUUUACCCUGCCUUUUAACAUCCUGGUGUGUCUUCAUAUGGUAGCUACAGGCCACUACAACCUCCACUUCCCCCAGGUCCUCAUCCAGCCAAGAAACUCCUUCCCCAACAUCACAUGGUCUGAGCUAGAUUAUGCUUUGCUCUUCCGCUCCGUUCCUGUGGGCAUUGGGCAGGUCUAUGGUUGUGACAAUCCUUGGACAGGAGUCAUAUUCAUUGUGGCCCUGUUCAUUUCUUCACCAAUAACUUGUGCACAUGCUGUUAUUGGUUCAGCUGUUGGGAUGGUGUCAGGUCUCGCUCUUGCUGCACCAUUCCAGAGCAUUUACUUUGGACUGUGGGGAUACAACUGUGUCUUGGCUUGCAUUGCAAUUGGUGGAAUGUUCUAUGCACUCACAUGGCAGGUCCAUCUCCUGUCUAUAGCCUGUGCAUUUUUCUGUGCAUAUCUUGGCUCCGCAAUUGCCAAUAUUAUGGCUACUUUCGGGCUUCCAGCAUGCACUUGGCCCUUCUGCUUGUCAGCCCUCAUGUUCCUCUUGAUCACUACAGAGACAAAGACAAUCUACAAGCUGCCUCUUGCCAAAGUAAACUACCCUGAGAAAAACCUUAUGCUCUACUGGAAGAUGAAGAAGGAGAAAGGUGGAAAUUUCAAAAAAGAGAAAAAGGAGGUCAAGCUGAAAACAAACGUGCAAAUUUCAAAAGAUGUGGAAGCCACGGUUGUGGUGGAGUGUCAAGAUUAGGAGCAGCAGGAAAUCUCCACUGAGACAAACAGAAACAGGUCAUUGUUCAGCAGAAAGCCCAUUACUUGCUCAUAAUCGAAUGCAGCCACUUAUUUAUACACAUUUGCUUUACUUCCUACCAUCCUCAUCAUGGUGAAUCAGUAUGAACGCACAUAAGAGAUUGCCAUUUACUGGCCAUAACUUGUAAUAAUUAUUUUUUUUAACAUUUGUAUGAUAACUAAUUGUGACUAGUUUCAAACAAAUAGCUUUUUACUAUUGCAAAUUAUGUAUUAUAUGUAAACUAAUUAUUGCAUGAUAAAAUGUAUUGUAUAGAACUGUAUUAUAAUGUUUGUGUACUUUGAGGUAAGUAACAAAUAAUUAUAGGAACAAGUACAAUAAUGACAAACAUACAAAACUACACAGUCAACUAUUAAAAAAAAGAAUUCCUUUACUGAAACACAGCAGUUAUGCAAAAGUAUCCUUGACAUGAGCCACAUAUUAUAUGCAUACCUCUGUAAAGAUGCCAGCAUGUGUGCUUGCUGAGGGUGGAGUUAAAUGUUCUAGACAGUAGCUAUUUAAGAAACAAAUCUCACUCCAUGGCUCUAUGAUUAUGAUCUUCAUAACGGUGCCAUAGAAAAAUGCUGUUCCUUAGAUACCUAGAAAAU